AUGCAGGUGCGUAAGUAUGGCAGGAAGGGUCGUUGUCGUAUCAGACGUGUGAACGGAGACACGGGGAUUCUUCCAAACAUUCUGUCAGCGAUCGGAAACACACCUUUAGUGAAGAUCAACAACAUCAGCAAGAGUGCCGGACUGAAAUGUCAACUAUUGGCCAAGUGUGAGUAUUUCAAUGCGGGAGGCAGUGUGAAAGACAGGAUCGGGCUGAGGAUGGUGGAAGAGGCAGAGCUGGAAGGCAAACUGAAGCCUGGCCAUGUCAUCAUCGAGCCGACCUCUGGCAACACAGGGAUAGGUCUGCGCGCUGGCCAUGCAGCAGUGAAAGGGCAUAUCCGCUGCAGUCAUCGUCAAUGCCAGGAGAAGAAUGAGUUUGGAGAAGGAGUGGAUGUUGUACUCAACGGUUACCGUAUCUUGCCUUUGCCAAAGGUUAAUAAACCGCUUGCUGUGUUUCCGUUCUGUGUGAAAGCAAGUGGAACCUAUCGUAAUCCAUACAACCCUGUUGCGCAUUAUGAUACGACUGCAGAGGAGAUACUGGAACAAUGUGGAGGGAAGGUGGACAUGUUGGUAGCAGGAGCAGGAACAGGUGGUACGAUCACUGGAAUUAGUAGGAAGAUCAAGGAAAAAUGCCCAAAUUGUCAGAUUAUAGGUGUUGACCCAUAUGGUUCGACCCUGGCUGCUCCAAGUGAGCUUAACGUGACUAACAUAUCGUACUAUGAAGUGGAAGGCAUUGGCUAUGAUUUUGUUCCUACUGUAUUGGACAGAAGUAGUGUGGACAAAUGGUAUAAGUCUGAGGAUAAGGAGACAUUCAUCAUGGCUAGGAGAUUGCUACGGGAAGAAGGAUUACUUUGUGGAGGCAGCAGUGGUACAGCGAUGUCCACUGCAGUGAAGGCAGCAAAAGAAUUAAAGGAGGGACAAAACUGCGUUGUCAUUCUGCCUGACUCCCUGAGAAACUACAUGACAAGGUUUCUCAGCGACAGCUGGAUGGAGGAGCGAGACUUUCUUGCGAAGGACCACAAGGCGGCGUCGGAGUGGUGGUGGAAGGAGCGUGUGUCUGCACUCAACCUGAACGCGCCCCUCACCGUCGUGCCGAGCAUGACAGUCGAGGACGCGAUCGAGAUCAUGAACACGGAGGGAUACGACCAACUGCCUGUGGUCGACGAACAGGGGUGUAUCGAUGGCAUGGUAACACUCGGGAGUCUCAUGGCAGCCGUACUUGCUGACAGGGUUAAGAAACAGACGCCCGUAUCACAGAUUCUGUACAACCAAUUCAAGACUAUUACACUGGAGACAACACUUGGGAAGCUAUCACAAAUCCUCAACACCGAUCAUUUUGCUGUUGUAUUGCAUGAACAGAAACAAUAUAGAACAAACGAAGAUUCCAUGACAAAGACUGUGAUAAUUGGUGUUGUGACAAGCAUAGACUUCCUUAACUUUCUCGCAAAGCAAACACCACCUUCUCCCGCAUAACCUGCUAUGAAGAACUUUCAGGAGUUCUGUCACACCCUAUAUGGUUGCAUAUCUGCAUGUGUUGAUAGCUAUGACCAAGAGCAUAUUAGUAUUAAGUAUACUUAUUAUAAGUAUACUUAAUACUAAGUAUACUUAAUACGCUCAUUAUAUGACACACUAUUAUGUUGUUGAAGUUUGUGAUAUAUUUUACGUAAUCAUUUCACGUCAGUAAGCACCUGGUGGAGGCAUCUAUAUAUGUUAAUAUGUGUGGAUGUUAUGUCAGUGAAUGAUGUCUAUAGUCUCAUGUUUGCUACUACAUCGUACCCAUUUAUAUGCACGUGCUAUAAGCACACAUUCCAUGGGCAGAGAUGCCAUUGCAGACAGAGCUAGAAAUUGACCAAGAUGAUUUAAAGCCCAACAAUUGUAUGUUCUUGAAAACAGUUUUUUAAAUGGCGAAAAAUGUUAUUAGAAUGGUAAAUAACCAUUUAAAACUGGGAUUUUAAACCUAUCAUUGCAAACAAUGUGAUAAAAAUAAUUUCUCUUGCAGUUGAUACUAUAUGUUUGUGUGAUCAAUAUGUCGUAUGUCAUUCUAAAACCAUUUUGGAUAAGCAUAUAUAAGGAUAUCUUGUGUUAAGUUUAAGGAUAUAGAUCUGUGAAAGUGUCUUAACAUUUCAAUAACUAAUGCAGUAAACUGCAAGCUUCUAAAUAGAGCACACGCAGGUAAACUGGAUAUAGAUUAUCUGCAUGCUGUAAUUGCAUAAUUACUUGGUGAAUUGCUACAUUAAUUUGAUUGUUGUAUUUGAUAUUAUUAUGGACACAAAAAUGCAUCUUGCAAAUUUGGGUGCACAAUUUCGGUAUGAUGAAAAUGUUGUUGGCACACAAUUUGAUAACCACAAUAAACUCCUACAGCAGAAAGCUGUUAUUGGUAAAGAAUAAAUACAAUAACGAUUA
This is a messenger RNA of Priapulus caudatus, 2400 nucleotides long. RefSeq names its product cystathionine beta-synthase-like. The record is from RefSeq and is a predicted model, not a curated record. Gene Ontology annotation, cellular component: cytoplasm. The transcript has 14 exons. Gene Ontology annotation, molecular function: cystathionine beta-synthase activity; cysteine synthase activity. NCBI's taxonomy places the organism in Eukaryota, Metazoa, Priapulida, Priapulimorpha, Priapulimorphida, Priapulidae. The coding region runs from base 1 to 1470 and encodes 489 amino acids.